AUUUUUCUCGCAUUCUUCCCCACUCUUCCUCCAUUGUUCAACAUUGUCUUUCAUUUACCGAAGUGUUUUUAAAUUUUUGUCUUGUCUGUCUCUGUUAAUUUUCAGAAAAUGGGAUCCAAAAAAACGACGAAAUUGGGAAAAGAAGAAAGAGAAGGGAAGAAACGAAAAGCUACUAGUGAAGAACGUUUUUUUGAGGUCUUUGAAAUUAUUCUUAACUACAAUGGAGACUUUGAAUGGUUUGGUUAUUUUAAUGAGGAUGUGGCUGUCAGAAAAUUUCAUAUUGAGGAUAUAGGAUUAAAUAGUCUAGAUAAGUGGUUACUUGAAUUGAAGGUUCAGGGAUUGCUAAUGUAUUAUUGGAGGCGGGCUGGCAUGUAUACUGAAGAAUUAAUUCCUAUGGAAAACGAUGACCAUGUCAUGGACAUGGCACUGGCUGGGGCACAAGAUGGUAGUGUUGAUGUGUAUGUUAGGAAGUUAAGCUGUGAUGACGUGUGCAACCUAAGGCCUGUAUUUGGACAAACAUUAUUUGAGUUGAAAGAACUUGAAGAUGGGGAUGAUGCAUUGGAGCUGCAGGCUGUUGCCGAGGCUGAACCAGUGCAGGUGCUGCAGAUUGAAGGUCCCGGUGAACCAGUGGAGGUGCUGCAGAUUGAAAGUCCUGGUGAACCAGUGGAGGUGCUGCAAAGUGAAGUUGUUGAUGAACCUGAAGUUGUUGAUGAACCCCUGGAGAAGCAGCAGUCUGGUGGUUCAGACUGA
Molecule: messenger RNA, 750 nt
Organism: Mercurialis annua (annual mercury)
Lineage: Eukaryota; Viridiplantae; Streptophyta; Magnoliopsida; Malpighiales; Euphorbiaceae
Exons: 2
Coding region: 109-750 (213 amino acids)
Source: RefSeq, a predicted model, not a curated record